AUGAGCGAUGACCGGGUUCACGAGUUCAGGAAAGUGUGCAGCCUUCUGGACGAUACACUCAAGCACACCUUCUACCCCAAAGUCAGAUAUGAUACCGCCGUAUCUUACGAAUUGAUGAUGGCAGGUCCAAGUCCGCAUCGAUUUAAACCCUGUGUGCUGGUCGUGUGCUGUGACGAGACACAGAAGAAACAACUCAAAAAGAUCAUCAAAGGGCUCAAGUGGACCAAAGACUACAGCUUCUUUUGGCGAGUCAUCGUUGACCCCGUUCAGAAGUUUGCAAGAGAGAUCAGCCGAGAAAAGGCAACCCUGCCAAGGAGAUGUGAAAUGGAACAGUCUAGUCUAAUACCAGAUCAAAAUCUCAGCGUUGAUGGCGAUGGGAGCCAAAGAGUGGCAGAACAAGCAAGGAUUACUGUCACCGCAUCAGUGGUCGAUGGUGGGUUGGUUGGAGCUGUUGCCAUGUCGCGAGAACCACCGGCUUCUUUCACCAUCGGUGGUGUUGUGCUAAUUGGGGAAACAACCUUUGCUAUGACGACUAGCCACUCUUUGAAACCCCCCAAGAGGAUUAUUAGGGUCAACCUUGUGGAUGAGGAUCCGAUUGAGGAAGUAGCGUGCGAGAGUGACUCGGACCUUGAGUCACCGUUCGACUUUUCUGAUGACAGCACAGUUCACUCCAUUAACCCAGAGAAUGUUGUCGCCAUUUCGGCCUUAGAGUCGAUUCAGAACGAACAACCAACUAGCUCUCAUGGGACGACAUUGGUUCUUGGAUCAAGUUGUAUUCUCUCGCCCAAUGACAGUCCAAUGGACUGGGCCUUGAUAGAGCUGAUGGAUGAAGCUGUGCAUCAGUGGCGCUCCAACACAAUGAUUGACUCCAAACACGAUUUUCAAAUGGAGAUCAAGUCAGUCAUUGGACCGUCAGAUAGCUGUCAAGGUGAUGUUUGGAUCAAAGGAGGAGUUACCGGACUAGUCAAGGGAACAUUUCACCACAACUCUAGUUAUCUUCACCUGGGUGGCCAUACCGUCGAAGUUUGCCAAAUAAUGCCAGACAGGCCCAUGGCUGCCGGAGACUCAGGAUCCUGGGUGAUCCAGAAUGGAAAGCUCUGCGGCCACAUCAUUGCCGGGCGUCAGCGUACCCCCUGGGUCUAUAUGAUACGGGCAGACAAGAUUUUCGACGAUAUCAGUUCGUGCGUUGGGGCUAGGCAAGUUUGUCUUCCUGAUACAUCCCAGAAAAGACCACACAUCGGCAAGACAGACACUCCUCAGCAGUCUGACUGCAGUCGGGUCUGGCCCGGAGCAGCCUCAAUUCCACAAAUCACUGCUCCACUAUCACAAACCAACUGGCCACCCCCAGCAACUGCGACGACUCUGGAUGGCGCAACUCUGCAUCCUCUAAAAUCCAUGUCCGGAUUUGAUCGCGCCCGGAACACUUCGGAGAUUUCUGAUCGGCGAGACGCAGCUCAGUUACUACGAGUUCUAGACAACCACCACGCUCAGUAUCUCUCCACACUCAGGGCUCUGUAUGAGAAACUCAGCACUAGCCAAGUUACCAAUGGUCUUGGUGAUCAUCAAGAGACUGCCAACCCUGGUCGGCGACUGUCUUCAUCCGCAGAAGUCAGAGUACUGAACUCCCAAGCGAAAUCUCCAAUGGUGAGGGAAAUUUCGGCGUACGGAGCACCACUCCCGUCAGUCUCUUGGAAGCUUGAAUCACUAGGCGAGUUAUCGCGUCGACAUGACCUCCUCUCCAAUGCCGAAGAUAGCGAAGGGGACUCUCCUUUUAUACCAUUACUGCCACCAAACAGUAAAAGUCAGGUCAAUUCAGCCGACGAUACAGUGCUCAUCAAGGCCUCAUUGCCUCCGCACUCGUACACUGUAAAUGACUUGUCAUUAUAUGUCCGAUUUUUGACACCACCAGCCACGACGACUGUCGUACUUGGAUAUAUCUGGGAUCGUCGCGAUGAUCUAAAGCACACAGACAUCUUUGAUGUCUCGGAUAUGAUCGGGCCAUAUCCACUCAACGCGUUUGAAGUGUAUGAUUUCGCUGGAAAUGGAAGUCUUGUUGGGCAACACUAUGGUGGAUCCCAGAACGAGAACGGUAUUCGACUCCUACCACUUGUAGGCCAUGAUGGAUGGGUGGAAAGAUUGUGGAACUGCCUGAUGACCUUCGGCAACGCUGAUGGGGCCGUGGCGGGAAGAUCAAUCAUCCUUAGCCAGCCUUCUCCACCAGUGCUUGCCAUAGCGCACCUUGGCUUGUCUCUGUACUUUGACAUGGAUGAGAUCUAUCAAUUCCUUGCUACCGCAGGGAUGACUCAGCACUGUAUGAAACGGGCCAUGAAUCAAUCGUCGCUCCGACAGCGAAGCUUCCUCUUCAUAUUCAAGUACUACACCCUCAUCGGAGAAGGCCUGUCACCACUUCCCUGGCAGCGAGCCACGACAAGCAAACGAGAUGACAAGUGGAGGCACAGUCUCGAUAUCGCCGAAUGCACUUCAGUUCUAGGACUCUCACUAAUAGGCCGUCCAACGCGUGAAGUUCAGAGACGGACAAAGGAGGGUGCAAUUGAGCACGGUCAAUUAUUUGACCCUUUUUCACCGUGGUAUCUUCUGAAUAUCCGUUGUUUCCCUGACGAUCACUCUGUCAAGCGCCGAGGACAGGAGAUGCUCAAUGGGCCCAUGGCCUUUGUGACCGCGCUCGCUACCGAGUAUGGAGAGGCUGUCACGAGAUUAACAUCACUAGCGGAUGCUAUCAAACGAUUGAUCACGCCUCCUAGCGAAUUCCUCUUUGAUGUCAAACUACAGGAUCGUCUACUGUUUGAGAACAAAGACCUUUCCUACAUCCGUCGGUACCUCUGGGCUUACGAAACCCUGGGGAUUCUGAACGACAACAUAGAUGCCAUGGCCAAGGCGUACAAAGACGCCUUCACGGAAGAUUUCUGGCUUGGCCGCGAAACAGUCUUGUGGAGUCUCAAGAAUCCGAGUGAUCCACAGUACGCGGAAUAUCUACAGAAGCUGAACGCUACAAGAAUAGAUCUCGAGCGCUCUAUCAACGAUCUUCAAGCGCUUCGGCAACGAAAUGAGAGAACGCGGCAGAAAGUCAGGGAUCUAAGAGAGCAAAUCUUCACUGGAAGCUCAGUCGCGGAAAGCAGACGGGUUUAUUCACAAAGCGACAAUGUCAGAGCGCUGGCGAACAUUGGUAUGCUCUAUCUACCACUAGCAUUUGUGACGAGCUUCUAUGGAAUCACGGAGCUUGCUAUACCGUCAUAUGACGCACGGCUUGCGAUUGCCCUUGGCUCAGGAGUCGUGGUUUUCCUCAUGCUCGUUUUUCUCCUUCAGACACAUGGGUGGAGUGCCAAAAUCAACAAGCCUAUUGGAUAUCUCCAAGGCUUGUUCCGAACCCAUGGCCGGAAGUCACGGACGACCAAGGAGAGGAAUCGAGCGAACAGCAGUGGAAGCUGGGGAUGGUGGAUGAUAGACCCACGGCUGCGAAAGAGGAGAGAGAUCGUACAGGAAAAGGGCAAGCGAGAAGGAGCACUAAUCGAAAUGUUCAGGCCAAGUAGCAAACAAGUCUGCCGAUAUGUCGGUCUCUUCAGGCUCGAUGGUUUGCCUGGAUCCAGAGGAGGCGCUUUUGCCAUGGCGCCCGAUCCCGUCGUGCUGAGUCAAACAAGACGCUUCACCCGUUUGAGCCGCACGACACCUACUGCGGAAAUUCUCGGUGCGCUCAAGAAUGACGGAUGCGUGGUGAUUAGUUCCAUGUUCACUCAGUCGCAGAUCGCUCGCCUCAACACCGACAUGGACAAAGCACUAGCCACGGUCUCAGCCGGGAGACCAGCCAACAUCAACGACGCACCUCUCCCAGACAACGCGGAUGGCAUGGUCUUUGGCCAGAACACAAAGCGCCUGGGCGACCUGCUGAACGCCAGCCCGACCUGGAGAGAGGAGAUGAUGGACGACGACGUGAUGCAUCAGGUCGCGGAGAACUCGCUCAAGGAGCUCGGGGGCUACUGGCUGAGCACGGCGCAAAUGAUCGAGAUCGGGCCGGGAAGCAAUGAGACACCGCUCCAUGCCGAUGGCUCUGGGUGGUGGCCGUUCUGGGCUUUUGGAGAUACAUGGAAUCCUGAGUUCUCACUCAACUUCCUGAUCGCGGCUACCGACACGACGAAGCGCAACGGCGCAACAGGUGUUGUCAGGGGCAGCCACAAAUACAAGUUUUCAGAGGUCACGAAGGAUCUUUCAUUCAACUUCUGCAAGUAUCCGGAUGAUCAGGUGGAGCAGAUUGAGCUCAAGGCAGGAGAUUGCCUGAUCCUAGGCAGCAGGAUAGUGCAUCGUGGGGAGAAGAACCACACGACCGAUGAAUACAGAAGGAUUCUGAGCUGCACCGUCGUCAGCUCGACUCUCACGCCUGAAGAAGCUCACCCAUUGCUGAUUGAUAGGGAGAUGGCCAAGGGCUUCUCAGAGAGAGCCAAGAGGUUCACGGGUUUCCGGGGCCAUGAGAACACGAUUGGGCCGAAUGUGUGGCAGAGUCACAAAGCCGAUUUCAAGACUAUCCUCGGCUUUUGA
Thyridium curvatum is the source of this 4548-nucleotide messenger RNA. RefSeq lists its product as uncharacterized. The transcript has 7 exons. The record is from RefSeq and is a predicted model, not a curated record. NCBI's taxonomy places the organism in Eukaryota, Fungi, Ascomycota, Sordariomycetes, Thyridiales, Thyridiaceae. Bases 1 to 4548 code for a protein of 1515 amino acids.